AUGCGUUAUCGCCCGCGUCUUGCAAAUGGAAAGCUCGUUUCGCUGCCAUGGCCCAUUGCCAUGUAUCGGGUCCUAAAUCCAACUGUAUGGCCUUUGGAGGACACGGCUAGUCGCUGGGACAUAUUUGUAGAGCGGGCCUUACUGGUCUUCAGCUUCCUCACGUUCCUGCAACAUCACGCAGUUGAUCUGAACUACCUGCUCGACAAUCUCAAUGACAUGGAUAUAAUGCUGACAGGCAUGCCGACCUAUCUGAUACUGGUCGAGAUACAAAUACGCGGCUUCCAGCUGGCACGUCAUAAGGCGGCGUUCAAGCGGGUGCUGCAGAAAUUCUACGCCGAGAUCUAUGUGCCCCAAGCGACUGAGUCGAACACCUAUGCGCGAAUCCAGCGGCAAAUGCUGGGCACUCGCAUAAACUCCAUUAUGUAUAUAAUGGCGCUCUUAAAUUUCUUUCUGGUUCCAAUUCAAAAUAUUAUCUACCAUCGGCGUGAGAUGCUCUACAAGCAGCUAUAUCCAUUCGACAAUACCCAACUACGCUUCUACAUACCACUCAUCGGCACCAACAUUUUUGUGGGCAUCAUCAUAACCACCAUGCUCUUUGGCGAGCUUAAUGUGCUGGGCGAGAUUUUGAUGCACAUGAAUGCUCGCUAUGGACAGUUGGGUGAGCACCUGAGGAUGACAGCGAAACAUUUGCUGGCAGCCAACACUGUAGACAAGGGACGCAUAGCGCGUCAGUAUCGUCAGGCCCUCGUUCAGAUUCUACGUCGCAAUGUGGAGCUCAAUAAUUUUGGGGCGCAGGUAGAGGCGCAAUUCAGUUUUCGCAUCUUCAUACUUUUUGCAUUUAGUGCUGCGCUUCUCUGCGCUCUGAGCUUCAAAAGCUAUACGAAUCCUAGUGCUAAUUUUACUUACAUUGUUUGGUUUGUGGCCAAGUUUCUGGAGCUCUUAGCUUUUGGCAUGCUCGGCUCCAUACUCUAUAAAACGACCGACGAGCUUGGUCUUAUGUAUUAUACAAGCGGUUGGGAGCAAAUCGUCUACCACUCGAGCAAUGUGCGCGAGAAUGUGCUUCUCAUGAAAAUGCUUACACUGGCUAUUGAGAUCAACUCGCAGCCUUUCUUUCUCACAGGCCUCAAAUAUUUUCGCGUCACUUUAGUGGCUGUCGUGAAGAUUAUACAAGGUGCUUUCUCCUAUUUCACAUUUCUAGUAUCACUGCGUUAG
Scaptodrosophila lebanonensis is the source of this 1212-nucleotide messenger RNA. RefSeq names its product odorant receptor 74a (gene Or74a). Gene Ontology annotation, cellular component: plasma membrane. The transcript is spliced from 4 exons. Gene Ontology annotation, biological process: detection of chemical stimulus involved in sensory perception of smell; sensory perception of smell. Bases 1 to 1212 code for a protein of 403 amino acids. The record is from RefSeq and is a predicted model, not a curated record. Gene Ontology annotation, molecular function: olfactory receptor activity; odorant binding. NCBI's taxonomy places the organism in Eukaryota, Metazoa, Arthropoda, Insecta, Diptera, Drosophilidae.